This is a messenger RNA of Triticum turgidum subsp. durum (durum wheat), 768 nucleotides long. The record is from the annotation of a GenBank genome assembly. Lineage: Eukaryota; Viridiplantae; Streptophyta; Magnoliopsida; Poales; Poaceae.
AUGAAAGAAAGUGCCUCCGCAAGCGCCGGCACUCAAGACAACGAGGACCUGCUAGACGUGCUCCUUAGGCUACAGAAGGAAGACACCCUCCGUUUCCCUCUCACGUCUGACAUUAUAGGCGCAGUCAUCUUCGAUAUAUUUGCAGCUGCAACUGACACCACUGCCACCACGCUAGAAUGGGCCAUGGCAGAAUUAAUCCGCAACCCAGAGUUGAUGACAAGGGCGAAACACGAAGUUCGACAGGGUCUAGCACAAGGGCUAUCCACGGUAACGAGCGCAGACCUCGGCAAUCUGCACUACCUUCGAAUGGUGAUCAAGGAAACACUAAGGCUACACCCGCCCGCCGCGGUGAUGCGCAGGGCAGCCCGAGAUAGGUGCCAGGUAAUGGGCUACAACAUACCCAAAGACAUCCAUGUGAUGAUAAACUUAUUCGCAGUGGGGAGGGACCCGAGGCACUGGGGGGAGGACGCCGCGGAGUUCAGGCCCGAGAGGUUCGAGAGAAGCGACGCCAUGAACGUGGAGUACAGCCCGGGGCCGCAGAUGGAGUUCAUCCCGUUUGGGUUUGGCCGUAGGCAGUGCCCCGGAGCCCUGAUGGCGACAACGACGCUUGAGCUCGUGCUAGCCAAUCUCCUGUACCAAUUUGACUGGGCGAUUCCGGGUGGGGCAAGCCCGGAGACGCUGGACAUGGGCGAGGUAUUUGGGUUAACUGUGCAUCGCAGCUCCAACCUGUGUCUACAGGCAGCAACUCGCCGUCCACAGCAACACUAG